UUUCUUUUGCGUUGAAUUUUUUAGUUGCGGUUUGUUGUGAUUGCUUUUUACACGCUUCACUCUGCGAAUUUGCAUUAAAGGGGCGGCAGCGCACUUCCUGGAGUGUUAAAGGAUAAAAGGAUUUGGCUUAAUCCAACGUGAUCGCCAUCAGCCAACCCAAGAAGUAGAGAGGAAAAUACAUAUCCCGAACACACUCCCACUUUCACUCCCAGUCCGAAUCCUCCACGAUGAGAUUCCAACAGCUCAUGCAUGUGCGCAGAUUGGCCAGCGCCGCGGCCACCACCUUGAUGCGGCGACCCACCACUGGAACCACAGCCACCACCACCAUGUUUCCGGUUACCUCACACAUAGCCACCACCGUGCGCACAAUGGCGGGCAGCGGGGCACCGAUUCCAGAGCUUACCCAGAUCACAGACAAUGUGCAGAGGGGCAACUAUGCCACACUGACCGACAAGGAUGUGGCACAUUUUGAACAGCUUUUGGGCAAGAACCAUGUCCUCACCGAGGAUCUGGAGGGAUACAACAUAUGCUUUCUGAAGAGAAUUCGAGGCAACAGCAAGCUGGUCCUGAAGCCGGCCAACACGGCGGAGGUGGCUGCUGUGCUCCAGUACUGCAACGAGCGCCGCCUGGCCGUGGUGCCGCAGGGCGGAAACACGGGUCUGGUGGGCGGAUCGGUGCCCAUCUGUGACGAGAUUGUGCUUUCUUUGGCUCGCCUUAACAAGGUGAUAUCCGUGGACGAGGUGACGGGCAUUGCAGUCGUCGAGGCUGGCUGCAUCCUGGAGAACUUCGAUCAGAAGGCUAGGGAUGUGGGCCUGACGGUGCCAUUGGAUUUGGGCGCCAAGGCCAGCUGCCAUAUUGGCGGCAAUGUGUCCACCAAUGCCGGCGGUGUCCGGGUGGUGCGCUACGGCAACCUGCAUGGCUCUGUCCUAGGCGUAGAGGCGGUGCUGGCCACCGGCCAGGUCCUGGACCUGAUGUCCAAUUUCAAGAAGGACAACACGGGCUACCACAUGAAGCACCUGUUCAUUGGAUCCGAGGGCACACUGGGUGUGGUCACCAAGCUCUCCAUGCUCUGUCCCCACUCCUCGCGAGCCGUCAACGUGGCAUUCAUUGGCCUGAACUCCUUCGACGAUGUGCUAAAGACCUUUGUCAGUGCCAAGCGGAAUCUGGGCGAGAUUCUCAGCUCCUGCGAGCUGAUCGAUGAGCGGGCAUUAAACACGGCCCUUCAGCAGUUCAAAUUCCUCAACUCACCCAUUUCCGGCUAUCCCUUCUACAUGCUGAUCGAGACCUCGGGCAGCAAUGGCGAUCACGACGAGGAGAAGAUCAACCAGUUCAUUGGCGACGGCAUGGAGCGCGGCGAGAUCCAGGACGGCACUGUGACCGGGGACCCUGGCAAGGUUCAGGAGAUCUGGAAAAUCCGCGAAAUGGUGCCGCUGGGCCUGAUCGAGAAGAGUUUUUGCUUCAAGUACGACAUCUCGCUGCCGCUGCGCGAUUUCUACAACAUUGUGGACGUGAUGCGGGAACGCUGUGGUCCAUAUGCCACCGUGGUCUGCGGAUAUGGCCACCUGGGUGACUCCAAUCUGCAUCUGAACGUUUCCUGCGAGGAGUUCAACGACGAGAUCUACAAGCGCGUGGAGCCGUUCGUCUACGAGUACACCUCCAAGCUGAAGGGCAGCAUCAGCGCCGAGCACGGCAUUGGGUUUUUGAAGAAGGACUACCUGCACUACUCCAAGGACCCGGUGGCCAUUGGCUACAUGCGCGAGAUGAAGCGGCUCCUCGACCCCAACGGCAUCCUCAAUCCCUACAAGGUGCUCAACUGAUAGGUUUAAGCUUUAAAGUUGUGUGUAUUUUUUUUGUCUAUAAUAAAUUGCUUAAAAUUA
Drosophila kikkawai is the source of this 1877-nucleotide messenger RNA. It is a transcript of the gene D2hgdh, whose product is annotated as D-2-hydroxyglutaric acid dehydrogenase. The record is from RefSeq and is a predicted model, not a curated record. NCBI's taxonomy places the organism in Eukaryota, Metazoa, Arthropoda, Insecta, Diptera, Drosophilidae. Gene Ontology annotation, cellular component: mitochondrion. Gene Ontology annotation, molecular function: catalytic activity; FAD binding.